AUGGAGGCCGAUCCGUUCAACCUCCAGCAAUACAAAGCCGAAAUCUCGCAAAAGAAGAACUGGCUUCCCCUCCCCACUCAACCAAACGAAAAGCUCAACAAUUUCUACAUUGACCAAAACGAACUCAUUGACGGCUUCCUCUCCAGCGGUGAUGAGGAGCGCCAGAAGGCCCUGGACACAGCCAAGAAUGGCGGCAAGGUAAAGCUAGCCGUGCGAGCCAGUUUCGUCGUCAACCUCUGUCUCUUCGUCAUCCAGCUCUAUGCAGCUAUCUCGACCGGCUCCCUUGCCCUCUUCGCCACUGCUGCUGAUGCCUUCAUGGACCUCGUUUCCUCCAUCGUGAUGCUCAUUACCUCCCGUAUGUCCACUCGUCCGAAACCAUACAAAUACCCAGUCGGUCGUCGUCGUAUCGAGACAAUGGGCAUCAUAAUGUUCUGUGCAUUGAUGACGGUGGUUGCCGUGGAGUUGAUUAUCGAGUCAGCCAAGUCAUUGGCGGCAGGAAAAACGGAGUCCAGCGAGCUUCAACUCAUCCCGCUGAUCUGUGUUGGCGUUGCGAUCUUCUCCAAGUUUUGCCUGUUUCUGUACUGCUUCAGUCUGCGUCGGUAUCCGGCCGCACGGAUCUUCUAUAUCGAUCAUCGCAAUGACCUUGCAGUCAACGGGUUCGGUCUUCUCAUGUCGGUAGUUGGUAGCCGGCUAGUGUGGUACCUAGAUCCUGUCGGUGCUUGCUGCAUUGCGCUGCUCAUUCUGUUCUCGUGGGUUUCGACGGCAUUCGAGCACAUGUGGCUUAUUGUCGGAAAAUGUGCCCCGAGGGAGUUUGUGAACAAGUGCAUCUAUGUUACACUCACACACGAUCAGCGGAUUCAGAAGGUGGACACGUGCCGGGCAUAUCAUUCGGGCCAACAGCUAUAUGUAGAGGUUGACAUUGUCAUGGAUCCGGAGACUAAAUUACGCGAGUCACACGAUGUUAGUCAGGCAUUGCAGCGCAAGCUGGAGGGACUUGCUGAUGUUGAGCGGGCAUUCGUACACGUGGACUAUGAUUAUUCUCAUGAUGUCCACGAAGAACAUCGACCUCUGUAUGAUCCUGAUGGCACAGGAUCCUCGAUCAGGGAGCUGGUAAAGAGGUUAUGGACUCGGCGCGAUGAUAAAGAAGAAGAAAAUGCUGUGUAA
Messenger RNA from Penicillium argentinense, 1164 nucleotides. RefSeq names its product cation diffusion facilitator family transporter. The record is from RefSeq and is a predicted model, not a curated record. Gene Ontology annotation, molecular function: monoatomic cation transmembrane transporter activity. Gene Ontology annotation, cellular component: membrane. NCBI's taxonomy places the organism in Eukaryota, Fungi, Ascomycota, Eurotiomycetes, Eurotiales, Aspergillaceae. Gene Ontology annotation, biological process: transmembrane transport; monoatomic cation transport. The coding region runs from base 1 to 1164 and encodes 387 amino acids. The transcript has 2 exons.